GGCUCCGGCUCUGCUUCCCUUCUCUGCCAGCCUUCCUAUGCGCCGUUGCAAUCAAGUGCAUCCUUCUGCUUCUGCUUCUGCUUCUGCUGCUGCCUCUGCUCCCACGCGCUGCCUCUGCUCUCUGCGCUCCCCAUGCUGCCCGACGCUCCUCCUUCACGCCUCGACGGCCUUUCACUCACCACUACUACCACCACCACUACCUAGUUAUAGCCAUAGCCGUAGAUAGCCAGGCCACAGCAAACGAGGCCCCGGACUGCGCCCGCCACCAUGAGUUCCUUCUUCAGCCGUAUCAAGUCCAAUGCUGCGCCAGCAAGCCCAGCACCCGGCACUGCACCUGUCAAGAAAGAUCCCAAUGCCCCGGAACCGACACCGCUAGAGAAGCUGCUAGUCAAUGCGGGACCUCUGCGCAGCGACGGCAGCGACAAGUUCUUUGGAUUCGAGAAUAUGCACACUCCCACCAACAUCCACCCCACUGAGCGCUUACCCAUUGCCUUCAGCUACUGCAACUCGAUAGUCCAAUGCCUAUACUACUCAGCCCCCUUCCGAGAACAGGUCAUCAACUUCCCGGCUAGAUCGCCACCAGAAGCCCUCGAGAGGCCCCCAUCUGCGCCUCUACCCCGACUCAACACGAACCUUCCCAAUGGUCAGAACUCGCCCCUUUCGCCACCCGGGCGGACUUCGAUAUCCAGCCCCACAAGAGCACCCGCAAAGCCCGCAACAACGCCAGGCGCACAGAAUGGCCUUCCAGGCACCAAGCCCGAGGACAACAAGGACUCGCCAGAGUACAAGAAGAAGCAGGCCCUGGCCGCAGGCCCUGUGCUGCAGAUGGACUAUGAGAAUUCAAAAUCAUACGGCAUGAACGAAUCAUUAUUCUCCUCUCUCAAAGACAUAUUCGAGGCCAUGAUAGCACACCGCUCACGCAUAGGCGUAGUGAGCCCGCACAAACUGCUCGAGAUUCUGCGGCGGGACAAUGAAAUGUUUAGAACGCCCAUGCACCAGGACGCACAUGAGUUUUUCAACCUAUUACUAAACGAGGUGGUGGAGAAUGUCGACUUUUAUUCCAAGAAUCGCAUAACAGAGGCCGAGUCGGAGCUGAAUGGCCAGACCAUUACCUCGGGGGAAGUGGUGCCGGACCAAAACUCGACAGCUUCCAAUAAAUCAAAUUCGGGAUGGGUACACGAACUUUUCGAGGGCACGCUAACGUCCGAGACACGCUGUCUUACCUGUGAAAACACCUCCCAGCGAGACGAGGCCUUCCUAGAUCUAUCUGUCGAUCUCGAGCAACACUCCUCCGUGACGAGCUGCUUACGGAAAUUUUCCGAAGAAGAGAUGCUUUGCGAGCGGAACAAAUUCCACUGCGACAACUGCGGAGGCCUACAAGAAGCGGAGAAGAGGAUGAAGAUCAAGCGAUUACCGAAGAUCCUAGCGCUGCAUUUGAAGAGGUUCAAGUAUACCGAAGACCUCCAGCGGUUGCAGAAGCUGUUCCACCGCGUAGUAUAUCCCUUUUAUCUCCGAUUAUUCAAUACAACAGACGACGCAGAGGACCCGGAUAGGCUAUAUGAGCUAUAUGCAGUGGUUGUACAUAUUGGCGGUGGACCAUAUCAUGGUCACUACGUAUCAAUCAUCAAGACGCAAGAUCGAGGCUGGCUGCUGUUCGACGACGAAAUGGUAGAGCCGGUAGACAAGGCAUACGUCAGGAACUUCUUUGGCGGCGAAAACGUUCUAGCCUGCGCAUACGUCUUGUUCUAUCAAGAGACUACGGAAGAGGCCAUGAUGAAGGAGCAAGAAGCCGAAGGCCUCGCCGCGGCCCAACAAGCGACACAGCUCAAUCAGGAUCUCGUAACAGUCACAACGCCCAAAGCAAACGGCGCCGCAAAUGGGCACGCACAUCAUGCUUUCCACCAACCUCGGACGCCUACAGUCGAAGAAGAGGACCAAUUCGCAAGUCUCAACCAUGCCGCCACUGCACCACCUCUCGCACACGUCCCCACCAACACCGAACACCACCCCAUCGAACACGUCUCAACGCACAUCCCCGUCCUCGGCUCAAAGAAAAGCAAUCUCGGGCUCUUCAAGAAAGAAGGCAAAGAAGAGAAGGAAGCAAAGGCCGCCGCCAAGGAACUCGAGAAACAGGCCAAGCAAAAGCGCAAAGAUAUGGAAAUCCAACGCCGCGAAAACUACCGGAAACAAGAAGAAGACCUCCGUCUGGCACUAGCGGCUAGCAAAGCGUCGGCAGAAGAGGAUGCCAAGAAGCGCGUUGGAAGCGGAGAGAAGAACGGCGACAACGCUACACCUACAGAGAGUGGGGCUGGAGAAAAGGACAAGCAAGCCAACGGAUUCGGUAGUGUAAAGGGAAUGGGUGGGCUCAACCGGUUCCGACAUACCAGCAUGAGUCUAAAGGGCAAACCCAAGUUCUGGGGCAAAGACAAACAUGAAGAGAGUGUAGAGCCUGCAAGUCACGGCGAGUCCGAAGACGCAGACAAAGACAAGGACGGCAGCAAAGAGAAGAACCGAUUCAGUCUAGGCAGGAAGAAGAGCACAUUCAAGUUCUAG
Molecule: messenger RNA, 2553 nt
Organism: Cucurbitaria berberidis CBS 394.84
Lineage: Eukaryota; Fungi; Ascomycota; Dothideomycetes; Pleosporales; Cucurbitariaceae
Product: cysteine proteinase
Exons: 3
Coding region: 268-2553 (761 amino acids)
Biological process (GO): protein deubiquitination
Cellular component (GO): nucleus; cytosol
Molecular function (GO): cysteine-type deubiquitinase activity; cysteine-type endopeptidase activity
Source: RefSeq, a predicted model, not a curated record